Poeciliopsis prolifica (blackstripe livebearer) is the source of this 8049-nucleotide messenger RNA. RefSeq names its product myosin XVB (gene myo15b). The record is from RefSeq and is a predicted model, not a curated record. Gene Ontology annotation, cellular component: cytoskeleton; myosin complex. The coding region runs from base 1 to 7944 and encodes 2647 amino acids. Gene Ontology annotation, molecular function: cytoskeletal motor activity; ATP binding; protein binding. The transcript has 66 exons. Lineage: Eukaryota; Metazoa; Chordata; Actinopteri; Cyprinodontiformes; Poeciliidae.
AUGUCAAAUUCAUCAGGAGGACACGCUAUCUGCAAGGCCAAACCCCCAAAGCCAGGAGCUAAACUGGUACUUCCUUCCAAACCAGAUCUCAGUCUCCUGAAGUCCAUGAAAAAGUCAUUGCCAGAAAAUUUGCGAUCAGAUGAUGAUGUGGAAAACAAGGGUCAUAAGUUUCUCAACAACUCAGAAGAAUUAUCCAUAGAAAAGAACAUUACCAGUAGAGAUGUGUUAGAAAACCAAGAUGGAGUCCAUGUGCUGCGUGGUGCUAGAGACAAGCUAAAACCUUCUCAGAUGUCAGUAGGAAUGUUAGGCAAUGGACUAGCUCAAACCAAGUGUGCUCAUACAGCUGUAGAAGUGGCUGACCAGACACAAAGAUCUGUCUCUCAAUGUUCUUCAAAUGAAGUGACAAGUUUUGCAGAAACAGGUGUCUGUUCAUUGUAUGAAGAAGAAGCAGACAGAGAAGUUGCAUUGUUGAUGGGUGGGAAUGGAUUAAAUACUAUCGCCCAGCCAAAGUUUCACUGGACUGGAAACAACCAGAUGAGUGGAGACCCUCAGACUUGGCUUCGGACAGAAAACUUGCUUCCAUAUCAGACAGUUGAGAAGCAAACCAGGUGGACGGUCUAUGAUGAUGAUGGACGAGCUAGGACUCAAAGCAGCAGGGGACACUGGGAAUCAGAAAAUCCGACCCAAGAGUUGCUUGAGACUCAGCUAAUUAGCAAACAAGUUUUGAUGCCUGACAAUAAAAUAACAGUCAAAUUGGAUGAGGUAGAAGAUCUUACAUACCUAGAAGAUGUGUCUGAGAGCUCUGUGCUAUUGAAUCUGAAGAAGAGGUUUGACCGUGACUGUAUUUAUACCUACAUUGGAAACAUCCUACUGUCCAUCAAUCCCUUCAAGUCGCUCACCAUUUUCUCUGAGGAAAUGAGGCAGAAAUAUGAGGGCAAGGAGCAAAAUAACAACCCACCCCAUGUGUAUGCCAUAGCUGACUCCACCUUCCGGCUAUCCCAGUCCUCAACACAAGACCAAUGCAUCAUUUUGAGUGGACAGAGUGGUUCUGGAAAGACUGAAGCUAUGAAGCAUAUAGUCCAUUACCUCAGCUCAAUGUGUCAGGACGGAAAUGGCAAUCUAAGACAGCCGAUGGAAGUCUUUCCCAUCUUGGAAAGCUUUGGGAAUGCCAAGACCAUCCUGAACAACAAUUCCAGCCGAUUUGGCAAGUAUCUUCACAUUCACAUACUCCAUGGAGUUGUUGUAGGAUCCUCACUGUCUCACUAUCUCUUGGAGAAGUCCCGGGUUGUCUUUCAGGCCAAAAAGGAGAGGAACUAUCAUGUGUUCUAUGAACUGCUGGAAGGUAUGAACGACUGGGACAAAGAGAAGCUGUACUUGCAGGGGCCUGAGACUUAUUACUACCUAAAUCAAGGUGGUGCCUGUGCUUUGAAAACAAAAAAGGAAAAACAAGACUUUCAACUUUUGCUUAAAUGUUUGGAGACUAUUGGCCUACAUGCAAAUCAAAUCUCCAACAUCUGGGCCAUCCUCUCCUCUAUUCUGCAUCUUGGUAACAUCUGUUUUAGCUCAUAUGAGAGUGAGUCAUUUGAGGUGGCUCGUAUCUUUAGUGAGGCAGAGGCCAGAAGGGUUGGGGCCUUGUUGCAGGUUUCUUGUGAGACCCUUCAAACAGUAAUUACUCACAAAGUCACAGAAACCAGCUAUGAUCGCAUCUACUGCCCCCUGUCUGUGGAAAGUGCCAUAGAAUCAAGGAAUGCAAUUGCCAAAGCUUUGUAUUCAGUGUUGUUUGACUGGUUGUUGGAGAAAAUUAAUGACUGGCUAAGCCCAACAGAGAUGGACAGCACUGUUGGUGUCGUAGACAUUUAUGGCUUUGAGGAUCUUGAAGUGAACAGCUUUGAGCAACUGUGUAUCAACUUUGCCAAUGAGCAGUUGCAGAAUUUUCUCAACAAAACUCUACUUUCUCAGGAACAGGAGGAGUACAGUAAAGAGCAGAUUCCUUGGCAUCCCGUGCAAUUUGAGAACUUUCACUCCUGUAUGGAAUUGAUCUCCUCCAGACCACAUGGCAUCCUCCGUAUAUUGGACGAUCAAACAUGCAUCCCACAGGCUACUGACCACACCUUUCUUCAGAAAUGCCAUUACCACCAUGCAACCAACCCCUUCUAUAUCAAACCCAAGAACCCAAUACCGGUCUUCACUAUUCAUCACUACGCAGGACCUGUCACAUAUCAGGUCCAGAAUUUCCUCAAUAAGAAUCAAGACCAGUUCAGGACAGAAAUUGUAGAGCUUUUUGCAAGAAGCCAGAUAAAGAUGAUUUCUGAAUUGUUCCAGAAGCUUCAAGAUAGGUACAUCCAACAGAAGGAACUGUGUUGGAAGAUGAAGCAUCUUCGUCAGCCACCCCCAACUGCUGCUUCACACUUCCUUCAGUCCCUCACUGAACUCACCACCCGUAUGGGAAGGAGCAACACAACCAUCAUCUGUUGUCUGAAGCCAAAUUUUGUGAAGCGUCCUGGGAUCUUUGAUAUAGACUAUAUGUCUCUUCAGCUGAGACACUCGGGCAUACUGGAGACAAUUCACAUCCGAAAAGAAGGUUUCCCUGUCAGGAUUCAGUACUCAUGCUUCAUUCAGAGGUAUGGAUUUCUACUGACCCAACAGUCCAGCCACUGGUCAGAGCCAGAGAUGUCAGUAAAUCUGCUAAAUAUGGUUGAUGCUGAAGAGGGACAGUACCAGCUGGGACGCACCAAGGUGUUUCUUAAAGAACUUCUGUACCAGAAGUUGGAAGACAAAUGGAACAGCACUCAGACAUGGGCAGCUGUCACCAUUCAGAGGAACAUCAGGGGCUUCCUCUGCAGAAGAAAUUUCAAGUUUUUCAAACAAAAAGCAAUUGUUCUCCAGAGUCACAUCCGAGGACAUCAGGCGAGGAAGCACUACAAGCGUUUGAGGCAGUCCUUCACCCAGUUUUGGGCUGUGAUGCUAAUUACUAGGAACACAAUUAAGAGGCACCAUUGGAGAAAGGUUAGUGACACAAAAGAAAACAAAGUUAAAACAGCUAAAAAGACUAAACUCAUCUCAUCAGGGAUGGAUGUAGGGAUGUUAGAGAUACCUGCUGAGCUGUUCGCCAGACUCCGCAGUGCAGCAGGGGGCCACCAUGGAUCACAGGUUACAGAAGUUGCACCUCCACAGGUGAAGGCAAAACAUAAGCUGAGCCUUCCUCAGGACAUUGACAGAUACCCAUUCUCUCGCUUUGCCAAGUCCACAUUGAAGGAUACAUGGAGCCAGCCUCAGGGAUACCCACUCCAGAGACCUCUCAUGCCUUUGGAACCCGAAUAUUCCAGAGUAGCCUUGGAGAUCAACAAACUGAUCUUGCGAUUUUUAGCUGAAUCAGAUAUUACCAUGUCACAGGAGCAGGUGUUUGGUAACUAUAUAGUGGAGAGAGGCCAAAAACAGGCAGCCUUGAGGGAUGAGAUCCUGGUUCAGUUAGUGUACUACACAAUGGACAAAAAGGAGGAACAGGACAGCUUGAGGGGAUGGCUCCUGCUGGCCUGCUGCCUGAGUGCUUUCACACCUUCACCAACUCUGGACAAAGCCUUGCUAAAGUAUGUAUCUGACCAUGCUCCAGCAGAGUAUCGUUCACUAUGCCAACACAAGCUGCUGACCUCUCUGCAGCUCCCAGGCCCCACUGCCCGCAUCUAUCCACCCACACAACUGGAGUGGACAUCCAAUCAGAGGAAAGGAACAAUGCUUCUGGAAGUAAACACUUUCAAUGAUGAGAUAUUGACAACUGAAGUGGAGUCAUGGACAACAGGAGAGCAGCUGGCCUCUUGGCUUCUUUAUUACAGAGGGGUGACUGAGGCUGUGCAAGGUUGGUCAGUUUCUCUUGCUACAGAUGAAGGGUGGUCAGACCUUGCAGGCUCAGACUUUGUCAUGGAUCUGCUGGCUGGAGCCGAAGCUGAAGUUCCCAUAGCACCAGGGACGCCCUCCUCCAUGCAGUCUGACUACUUAUUUAGCAAUCAAGGAGAGAGAAUUCCAAUGGGUGAUUUUGAUGAUUUCAUCCCACCUGCACCUUCCACUCAAGCUCCUAGACUGCCGCCCUUUGACGGAAACCUUUGGGGACGAGACUAUCCUCAAGAUCGGCGGAGCAGACAGAUGGAGACCUAUGUUGAUGACUUAUUUGACUCUGUGCUAGACCAAGGACCUGCGGAAAUGGAUAGAGUAGCCAUGUUAAACCGCAGGAUGAGAGGAAAAGGGGGGAUUGGACCUAUGCAGCCUGGAAUGUUUGGAGGGAUGCCUAUGACAAUGCCAACCUAUCCCAUGGUUGCACCAGUAAACCCUGCAAUUCCCAGUUACGGUCCAGCUGCCAUGAUGCCAAAUAUGCCAGCUUUAAUGGUGCCUCAGGCUCCCACUAUGAGUGACCCUAUGCAGAUGGCAGCAACUCAGCAAGCUCUCAUCAACCAACAGGCCUUACUCAUGGCCCAGCAGAUGACCUUGCAGGCAAUGACUUUGUCUCAGCAGCAGGCUGAAGAACGGCAGAAGAAGGAACAGCAAGCUAAGAAGGAGAAACAAAGAGAUGAGAGAGAUAGACAGUUUGGACGCCAGUCAUCACGCCGCUCCAGAGAACGCCAGCACUCACCUUCCUCUCGAAGUCCCUCACCCCGACGGUCAAAGCCCAAAGGAUCUGCACAUAAACAAGCUUCCAUGCAAGCUGAGUCUGAGCCAGAAGAAAAUGUGGAGCUGGCAGAGCCAGAUGACCGACAAUCUUUCAGAGAAAAGAGGGAUUUCUUCCAAAAUAUUGGUGGUAAAUCAAAACGGGAAAAAAGAAACUCAAAGCGACAAUCAGCUCCUCCUGAUCCAUCCAGACAAAAUCAGCAGCCACGUCCUUCACCAAGCCCCUCACCCCCACCUCCACCACCAAAGCCUAACGUAAAGUGUCCUCCCAACCCUCCAAAUGAGGAACCAGACCCCCCUAAAGAACCUAGUCCAGUCACAAAGCUCCAGCCUGAACCAACCUCCAACAUCAGGGAAAUCAUUAAACAGUUCAACAGUCGACCACAACCAGAACCCAAGCCUUUUGAGCCUGUCAGAUCUCCUGGUAAAACAUUUAUUAAGAAGAGUGACCCAAAAGAGGAAGCUCUAGCUAAACUCAGAAACAAAGCACCAGUGCCACAACCAAAGAAACAAUGGGCUCCUCCUCCCCCACCUCCUCCUCUAAGGCCGCCUAAUUCUCCCCCAUCCACCAGUGGUCGGAGGGUCAUUUCUAAAAAUAUGAGGCAGAAGCAGCGUCCAUUGGAGGAGCUUUUUGGCUCCCAGCAUCGCCCCCCUCUUCCUCCUGACUCCCCGCCUCCUCCUCCAGAGGAAGCGCCUGUCCUUGUGAACAUCCCAGACCCUCCACCCAUGGCUGCUCCAUCUCUCUACGGGAUGUCAGAUGAUGAAGGAAAUCAAUCCCAGCUUCACCGCUUUUCUGCUGGGGUUUACUUCUCCCACUUCAACAUGCCAGGAAAACUUUUCCUGCGCAAAGAAGUGUUUUAUCCAAGAGAACUCUUCAACAAGCCCUAUGUCCUUAACCUGUUGUGUGAACAGAUCAUGAGAGACACUUACUCUGACAACUGUGUGAGAAUUGAUAGUGAAGAAAGAAGGAAAAUGAAAGACCUUCUUGCAAAUUUCAAUGUGGGAACAAACAUAAGCACCAUUCAGGAUGACAACAUGAAGAAGAGAAUCAUUAUUGCCGCUCGAGAUAACUGGAAGAACUAUUUUAGUCGACUCUACCCUGUGGCGCCACACAAUGGAGAUGCUCAGGUUUUGGGUGUUUCUCAUCGAGGGAUUCGUCUAUUGAAGGUGGUGAAAGCAUCAGGCAUCAAUCCAAAACAUCUCAAACUCCUCAAAAGUUACAGUUUUGCAGAGGUGCUGUCUGUCAACCUUCAGGGAGCAGACAAAGUAAAACUGGAGCUUAAAACGGAAAACUUAGUGCUGCAGUCAACCAAAGCUCCUCAGAUCACUGCCAUGAUUGAAGUUUUCCUCAAGGAACUCAUCAAGGACUCUGGCCACGUGGUUGCUCUAAAGAGUUUUGUGACAGAUGACAAGACGCUUCUGAGCUUCAAUAAGGGGGAUAUCAUCAAACUGCAGAAAAUGGACGGCCUUCAGACUGGUUGGGAGUUUGGGAGCACCGGUGGGCGUUCUGGUCUUUUUCCAUUGGACAUCACCCAGCCAUGUGCAGCUCCAGAUUAUCACUGGCUCCAUCUAGAUCGAAGAGAUGACAGGAGAAAAAGCAUGAGAAAUGUUAAGCCAGUCAAUUCAUUCAAUGGCCCUUCACCAGUCCCCAACAGCAGACAGAUACUCGACAAUCGUUCUGUGCAGUCUAGUCGGGAGGCCAUGAAUCCAUCUUCAGUACAGGCCUUACAACACACACUUGAUCAAAGCUCACAAAAGGGAUCCAACCAAGAACUUGAGAUCUUUUCUGCUAUGGCUGACUUUGCUACCAAGUAUUUUAGAAUGGAGACAACUGGAGUGCCAGUCACUGGAAGAAAUUUUUCAGAAGCAGUUCAGCACACGUUGGUCCCCAUCCAAGAGUCACUCAUUCUAUUCAGCGAUUCUGAAAUCAAUGAUUUGGCUGUUGAGUGCUUCAUAACCCUGAUGCAGUUUAUGGGGGACAUCACACCACAGAAGAACACUACUCAAGCAGAUUGCCUCACUCGUAUCCUGCUGUUAGGGAAGGAAAAGGAAAUUCUUAGAGAUGAAAUCUACUGCCAGGCCAUCAAACAAACAACCAACAACCCCACCAGAUCAAGUUGUACCUUUGGCUGGCGGCUGCUUAGCCUCAUUACUGGCUUCUUCCCUUGCUCUGCGAUUCUCCAUCCCUUUGUCAUGCAGCACCUGCAAGAAAUCUGUCAGGACAACGAACACCCAUACCAAGAGCUGGUAUUUGUGUGUCUGGAUAACCUCCAGCGUUCAAUCAAUUUUGGUGGUCGACGAAACGUUCCCUCACAUGUUGAGAUGGAGGCUCUUCUAACUGGCAAAACUUCUCAACGCAUUCCUAUCCAGUUGCCAGGAGGAGUAGAGUUUCCUGUCAAGAUUCGCAGCUUCACUGUGACAGCAGAUGUUGUGACAGAGUUGUGUGAAAAUAUGGAAAUCGUAGAGUUUACAGAGGUCAAGGAGUUUUCCCUCAUCGCCACCAGAUUUCAAGAUGGGAUGGUGCGCCCUCUACAUCCUGAGGAUUACUUGUUUGAUUUCUUACUGGAUGAUGGCUCCAUCUCCUUGUCAUUCAGGAGAGUCCUCUGGGAAAAACCCCUUUCCUUCAGGAAUGAACUCUUUGUGGACUUUCACUAUCAGCAGCUUUUAGAGGAAUAUCUUCAUGGCAAGAUAAUCAUUCCUCAUUAUGCUGGUGGAACCUCAUCACUUCAACAGAUUGCCGAAUUGGCAACCCUGCAACAUUUAGCUCAGGGUUUGAAGAGCCAGCUGUCACUGCCAGAGCUAAAGGAGUACUUGCCCUUACAAGAUGGACUUGCCAGUAAAGCUGAAGAAAUCCAGUUGCUCUGCCAUAAUCAGCUAGCUACCAUGCAGUCCCUCAGUCCUGGAGAUGCCAAAAUUCAGUUUAUUGAGUCUCUGAGGAACCUCCCUUUGUUUGGCUCUAAUACCUUCUUGGCAAAAAAGGUUAGCCAAAAUGGCUGUCCUUCCCCCUGCUUAAUCAGUGUGAACCAGGAAGGAGUUCGUUUCCUUCAUCCUAAAACUCAGGUCCUAGUGUUUCAGAUUGCCCUGGCACAAGUCCAGGCUAUGCGCACAAUCCGCCCAAAGAAAGCAGGCAAAGUUCCAGGAGUGGAGAUUCAGUAUGGCAAUGCUGUCAAACCCCAAAAAAUCCUGAUUCAUCUCCAUCAGGCUAAAGAAUUGUGCCACAUCCUUGCUUUGACAAUGGAAAUGCUGAUUCAAUCAUCAGUCACCAGUUCAGAAUCAAAUUUCCAGUAGAAAUCAUGUUCCAACUGCUGACUUGCCUGUUUUUUUCUUCUUCUUUUUAGUAAAUUAUUUUGGAGUAAUUUAUUGUACAAUGUUUUCAGUGCACAAACAAGCUUA